AUGUCAAAAUCCAACAAUGCUACCGAUACGCCAGCUCAACCCUGGCAUGCAGCCUACCCAACGCCGAAAUCCACCGCCCCAACCGUAUCACGAGUAGAAGUCCUAAAAUGGCUACAAGAAGGUAGAAAGGACUUUAUCCUAGUGGACCUCCGACGCUCGGAUUUCGAGGGUGGCACCAUUCGCGGAUCAUUGAAUCUACCUGCCCAGUCUCUCUACCCUUCUCUCCCAACUCUGUACACUGCUCUUUCUGGUGGUAAUGUCAAACACGUGCUUUGGUACUGUGGCUCAAGCGGAGGACGCGGGACUCGUGCGGCCGCGUGGUUUGCGGAUUACCUUGAGAAUCAAGAUACGGAUUUACAGAGUUUAGUUCUUGAAGGUGGUAUUAAAGGUUGGGUUGCUUCCGGGAAAGAUUAUACGGACUGGAUGGAUGGAUAUGAUGCUAGUGUGUGGACUAAGUAG
Penicillium odoratum is the source of this 459-nucleotide messenger RNA. RefSeq lists its product as uncharacterized. Gene Ontology annotation, molecular function: protein tyrosine phosphatase activity. The coding region runs from base 1 to 459 and encodes 152 amino acids. Gene Ontology annotation, cellular component: cytoplasm; nucleus. The record is from RefSeq and is a predicted model, not a curated record. The transcript has 3 exons. NCBI's taxonomy places the organism in Eukaryota, Fungi, Ascomycota, Eurotiomycetes, Eurotiales, Aspergillaceae.